This is a messenger RNA of Oldenlandia corymbosa var. corymbosa, 2450 nucleotides long. Lineage: Eukaryota; Viridiplantae; Streptophyta; Magnoliopsida; Gentianales; Rubiaceae. The record is from the annotation of a GenBank genome assembly.
CGAACUUAAAAGAAUAAAAAAAAAACAAAACAAAAAUAAAGAAGGAGAAAUUAAUCACAGGGGGUCGUUUUGAUUUUGAAGCUCCCGCUUAAUCUCACGGGGCUCCGAUUCUUUACCCGCAAACCAGCAGAAAAAGGAUUCGCCGAAGGCUAUAUAGUUCAUUCUAACCGGAGCAGCUCCAAAACAGAGCAGAUUGUCCCACUGCAUUUUUUACUUGUCCUGCAAAUUUUAGCUUGUAGAGUAGAAAAUGAAGCGCAGGCGCAAGGGUGGCAAGAAAGGCCCAGCCAAGAAGCCUAAAACUGUCAAAGAUAAUGAGGUGAUUGACGACGGGAUUCCCUCAAAUGAAGGGGAAACUCCUUUGGUAGAUCUUUCUGACAAUGCUGAAGGUGAAUCUGGAGCCGAGGCUGGGUCUCCAUCUCCAGCAGCAGCUGACCCACCGGAGAGCUCAAUUGUUCCAGCUGAAAAACAGGAAAGUGUUAAUCCUGUCCGCCCAAUUGAUGACACUGCUGGGAGAUUAGUUUAUAGUCGUGUUAAAGUGAAACUCAAAAAUUCAAAAGCAUUAGACUCUCAGCGCACUUCAUCAAAUGCACCCACACAAAGUGAUGCUGACAAGAGUAAUCAGCAAGUGGAAUUAGAAAAGCAGGAAGCUACUAUUGGAAAAAAUGAGGACAGUGACAACUCGCUGCCUGAAUCUAAUGUUGGCGUUUCGAGUAAUUCGUCUAAGAAAUCGAGUGGCAUAAAACUGAAAUCAUCAAGGGAUCCUACUUCAUCAAGUAUAAGCCCAUGCAAUAAUGUUGAAAUAAACAAGGAAGAGACGAAACAGCAGAAAGAUCCUGAGUUGCCAAGCCGGGAUCGACAAUUUGACAAACAACAAUUAGAUGCUUCUUUAGAGGUAAUAAAAAAAGUUAUGAAGAUGGAUGCAGCUGAGCCCUUCAAUGUUCCUGUUGAUCCUAUUGCUCUUGGAAUACCAGACUAUUUUGACGUCAUUGACACCCCAAUGGACUUCGGCACCAUAUGUAGUAAUCUUGAAAGUGGCGCCAAGUACAUGAACUCUGAGGAUGUCUAUAAAGAUGUGCAGUAUAUAUGGGAUAAUUGCUUUAAGUACAAUAAUAAGGGGGAUUAUAUUAUGGAGCUGAUGAAAAGGGUCAAGAAGAACUUCAUGAAAUAUUGGACAGCAGCCGGUCUAUACUGUGAUCACUCAUCCGGAAACAAUAGCAGUGACGCAGGUCCUGGGAAGGAUAUGCCACCUUCCUCGGAUGGAGCGUCAACGCCUACUGCAAAAAAGCACCACGGUCUCAAAAAGCACAAGGAUGGGUGUUUAUGUGCUAUAUGUGUUAUGAUGCGUCGAAGACAGGAGCGUGAGGAGAGUGCUAGAGCAUUGGGGGAACAGUUUGAAACCAGUGAUGAUUACAUGGAUGAAGAUGGUAAACCACAGGAACCUUCAUCCAUGGGAAGUCCUGCUGAUGAAUAUACUUCAAAGAAUAUGGAAAAUUCAACAGGGUGGAAUGCAGAUGGGCAUACACGAAGUUUAGAAAAGCUUGGCGAUGAGAAACAUAAUGAGUCCGUGGAUGACGGCAAAGUUUCGGAGCUGGCCGAGUUGGAUCGGAGAUCCAGAGAUGAGAAUCGUGCACAAAAUAGUGGACGAAACCUGGAUGGGGGGGAAGAAACACCUACACAUCGUGUGAGUGAUGCUAUGACCAAGGUAACAGACUUUUCUUAAACUAAUACAUGUGCUCAAACGAACUUGAUUACUUAUUAUUUAUGAUGUGCUUCUGAAUCAAAGUAUGAAUGUCCUUAAUUUGUGGUAAUUUUUUUGAACCCUUAAUAAUCUUGAGGUCUAGUACCAACCAGCUUUCCAAUGUCGUAGAUUGGUUGAUGUAAAUGCUCGGUGUAAAUGAUACUAGUUGAAUUUGCGGGUAUGAUGUGUUCCUUGCAGGAGUUGCUGGAUAAAAGGGAAAGAGCUCAAAUGUACGAGAGACUACGGUAUAUGGAAAAUCCCAGGCUUUUUGAGUUAUGCGGCACCCUGUUCAAUGAUAAGAAAAGGUCCUUCUGGAGUGGACCUCACUCUCUUGUUGAGAAUGACCUUUCCACUCGCAAGAGUAGUCUUCUUUCAGCUGUUUCGACCUAUAUGAAAGUAGGCCGCUGAAUGUCUUCCAAACUUAGUAAAACUGGACUAGAGCAUCAUAACCAUGGUACACAGCACAGUUGCUUACCCUCGAGGAACAAUAAGGAAAGAAGCCAAAUUCUUUUUGGCGUCCAAGAUUUGCCAGACGGAGAACGCAAAUUAAAUUUGCAAGCAUUUCCUGGCAAAUCGAGUUGUCUCGCGUUAGGUUUUCUGGAAAGUAUUGUUGGUUUUAUAUGAUUCAGGAAUAAAACAUCCGACUGGAUUAUUUUUUCUCAAAUUACAUUCAUACUCAAUCGAAUUUCGACCUCUUUAUUCUAUAUAACGC